Molecule: messenger RNA, 933 nt
Organism: Knipowitschia caucasica
Lineage: Eukaryota; Metazoa; Chordata; Actinopteri; Gobiiformes; Gobiidae
Source: the annotation of a GenBank genome assembly
AUGUCUACGGCUACCACCCCCGCCAAAGGGUCGGAUCCGAAGCCGAAGGAGGCUGCAUCCCGCACAUGUCCCGCGUCAUGCGGGUCUGCCAUCUCAGGCAGGGACCCUCACCCUAUGUGCAUAACCUGCAUGGGCGCUAAACACGCUCAGGCAGCGCUCGCUGACCGCGAGUCCUGCGGGUAUUACGCAUCUAUGCCUGGGAAAAUAUUGGAGAGGAGGCUCAGAGUUGCGGUGGCCCAUCCCCAGGACCCGUUGCUGGCGGGGACCACCGAUAAACCCACAGCCGUCACUCAACAGCCCCGUAAGACUGAACUAUGGUCAGAUAUGCUGAAUGACAAUGACGCUGAUAUGCCGCCAUUAUUCGAGGACCUGCUCGAAGUGGACCCAGGCGACGAGGGCGCAGACGGCGAUGAUGCCGCUUCUGACUUCCUCGAGGCUGUGGAUAUGGAUGAUGUGGAGGAGGACUCUACAUUCCCAGCGGCCCAGUCCCGACCCUCCAGCGCAUCUGAGGCUGCGACUCCCGUCGAUAGCAGCCUAUAUGAUGUGUGCAAGCGCGCUGCCGCCAAGCUUAACAUAACCUGGCCAGCCGCUGUAGAUGCGGAGGAUGGGGAAAGGGAUUUAUAUGACGGUAAACGGCUCCCGCCAGCGCAUCCACCUCCGAAGCAACUUCUCCCUGCUGUCAGCGCAUGCAUGAGAGAGGUGGGGAGGUUUUGGAAUAACCCACUUAGGAGCAAGCUUCCUGUACAGGGCUAUUCAAAGCUGGAGAUCCAUGGGAUGAAGGAGCUGGGGUUGGCCGAACCCCCAGCGGUGGAGCCUUCAGUGGCUUUUCACCUCCAUCCUAAUCGCCGUUCCGUCUCAGCCUCAAGUCAGGUUUCCCUGCCCACAAAAUCAGAGAGAGUUACAUCCUCCAUUCUGCAACGCAUGUACAGAUAG